AUGCACAUACUAAUCCACCACAUACCACGCAUGCUCAGAAGAUAUGGCAGCCUAAAAAUGUUCAGUGGACAAGGUAUUUAUUUCUUUUAGCUCUUUGAUCUUUGACCUUGUUGCUUCCUAGUGCUUAACUAAGGCUCCAAAAAGGAAUAUGAAAAUUUAAAAAUUUAAAAAAGAUUAUUGGCCAGGGUGCAAAGAAAGUCAGUUUUACAGCUUGCCAUUUGGGCCAGCUGUAGCUAACAUCUAGUAGACUAAGAGGCAAUUAUUUUAACCAGCCCAUAGUUUUAAUUCCCAAAAAAGCUUCACUUGGACAUCAGGCAAAUUAAGAACAGAUUUACUAGCCUGAUAGCAAAAUCAACGAGCCCCAAGGUAUCGGACACGACUUUCUUUGCAAUAUUUUUACAGGAGUUGAGAAAAAGAAUGAUGAUUUCAGAAGGUAUUUCCACACAAAAAUCACCCGCUGGGAUGCUGCAAAGGAUCUUUUAUUGGUGGACAAACGGCAGGAAGCACUCCAGGAUUACGAAAGAGUAAAGAGAGGUUAUGUGAAAAGGAAGGAGUCGUUUGGAUAG
Messenger RNA from Porites evermanni, 566 nucleotides. Lineage: Eukaryota; Metazoa; Cnidaria; Anthozoa; Scleractinia; Poritidae. The record is from the annotation of a GenBank genome assembly.